Grosmannia clavigera kw1407 is the source of this 588-nucleotide messenger RNA. Its product is annotated as umta methyltransferase family protein. The transcript has 4 exons. The record is from RefSeq and is a predicted model, not a curated record. Bases 1 to 588 code for a protein of 195 amino acids. Lineage: Eukaryota; Fungi; Ascomycota; Sordariomycetes; Ophiostomatales; Ophiostomataceae.
AUGCCAGAAACAUUGGCUUCUGCAGCCGAGGCAGAUUCGGGCGCCGAUCUCUUAGAUGCACUGUCCGAGAGCCACAUGCAAGCUGAUCCUAACGACGACGAAGAGGAAAGCCGCAUGGACCUCGUGCACCAAAUUUACCGCCUGCUUCUCGGUGGCAACCUGCGUUUUGCUCCCCUCGGCAACAACGUCCAUAGCGUUCUCGACUUUAGCACCGGUACUGGUAUCUGGGUCUUGAGUUUUGCAGAGACACCACCCAACUGUGUCUUUGAAGUCGGCGACUUCGAGUCGGAGUGGACAUACGGCCAAAUUUUGACUUCAUCAUCGGCCGCAUUCAAGCACUUAAACUCUGGCGGCUAUAUCGAGAUGCAGGCUGCAUUCCCACAGUUUUCCUCGGACGACAACACCGCCAAGGAGGCCGUCAAUGCCCACAAAUGGAUGCGCCUCAUGUGUGAGAGUGCGGCCAGCUAUGGUAAUCCCUGGGACCUGUCCGGCCGCUGGAAGGAGAAAAUGGCUGCCUCCGUCUUUGUCGGCGUGCAGCAGACCAUCCUCAAGGCCAGUUCAUGCAGCCCCUUCCUGUGCGUACCUUAG